AUGGCUUCAUACCUGGAGACAAUUCCCCUUGACAUUUUACAACACAUUGCCGUUCUCUCGGGAUCGUCGUCUGCGUUAGAGCCUCCCGGAAAUUUAUACCGACUCUUGCAAACGUCCUCCACCAUCUACCAAUCGUUGAAUGCCCAUUUGUCCCCCCACAUCUACUCCCGAUUAUUUUCUUCUAAAUUCGACACCAGGGCGCAUUGUCGAAGGUAUAGAGGUCGACUCCCGGACUCGGCAUUCGCUGCCGAACUGUUAUGCCGUUCGAAGCUGCUUAGACGCUCUCACCGUGCGGAAUUGUCCACCGAUGGACUGAUUCAGGACUUGUGGACGGCAUUAUGGAUGUUCUUGGAGAACGACAGUCUCAACGAGCAACAACUUCUUGCCGCUGGCUUUCCCCAUUUUCUCUUGUCUUUGGCCCGUAUGAAGCUCUCCGAUACAGACACAGACGGUCGGACCGACAACUACACAAUUAAGAUGCUCAUCAUCUGGUUACUUAGUUUAACCCUCUCCAGGCAAAUUAUCAUGGACAUGUCUAAAGCUCACCGAGACGAGCUUUAUGGCCUAAUCUACCCUUACAUAUUUAUGGAUAAGCAGGAAAUACCCCCGAAACUUCGGACUUCAGGAGAUUCUGGCCACACUAUGCCAGUGUACGUCUAUCUGUGUAGACAGAUGCCCCUGGUCCCAGAACCUGCGAUCGCGGCCAUACAUCUGACGCUUGUAUUACUUGAGAGUAACACCCUUCAGAUACCACCACACCUCCCAGAGACUCGGGCAAUUGCAAUUGCAACGUUGAGGUCAGGACCGACGAUAGAGGACUACAGAUUUAUGGCGUCUUAUGAGACUACGCUCUCUAAAGCGACUCACCGUUCACCAGAUCCAGCGUGUGCUGCUUUACCCAUUUCGACAGAGCCAGAUCCGAGCACGAAUAACGACAUGUUCUUUGGUGCCAUUUUGCGGUCUUUAGGCGAGGCACAGAGCACAGAGACAUUUGCUUACACCCCGGGAACAAUGUCGGGCCUAUGGGAAGGGGUAUUCAGAAUUUUGAACAUGCCAAUCACAAACAUCGAUUCUUCUGCAGACCACGACUCUCUGUUUUCUUCUGGCCUUAUCUUCCCCAUGCAAUGUGCCAUGGUGGAGUUCGUAUGCUCGGAUUUUGGAAUCCAAUCCAAUCCGUUAGACCCUGAUAUUCUGGUCGACUCCGACAUUUGUCCCCCGCAUUUGAUCAGCACGAAUGACACCGAGCUCGCGUUCAACGGUCGCAGAUAUAAAAAGCACACUAUCCACUCAGGCACAGCGCCGGCCAACGACGACAUCGAAACCAAAAUCCCUGCCCAGGAGGCGCGAUCGUGCUCUGACGUGAUGCUGCUGGGCCAGACGCUAGACGACUACGAUCAAGCCUGGGGAGGCUACAAGUUCUCUGGAAGAGUUACAAACAACGGGCGGGUCCUUCUCAAACGGGAACAGAAAUACACGGAUGGCCAACAGCGCGGUGUUUGGAUAUUCGAGGGAUAUUUACGAUCCGACUCGCUUCUCCUUGGACGCUGGAGAGUUUCGGGAAAUCCCAGUGCCGUCGACAAAGGUGUUUUUAGCAUGGGAAAGGCUCGCGGGAGAUAG
Molecule: messenger RNA, 1617 nt
Organism: Psilocybe cubensis
Lineage: Eukaryota; Fungi; Basidiomycota; Agaricomycetes; Agaricales; Agrocybaceae
Exons: 7
Coding region: 1-1617 (538 amino acids)
Source: RefSeq, a predicted model, not a curated record